Molecule: messenger RNA, 1185 nt
Organism: Aaosphaeria arxii CBS 175.79
Lineage: Eukaryota; Fungi; Ascomycota; Dothideomycetes; Pleosporales
Product: DUF124-domain-containing protein
Exons: 6
Coding region: 1-1185 (394 amino acids)
Source: RefSeq, a predicted model, not a curated record
AUGUCGGGUUAUGCUGGAAGUCCUCCUCCUGGACAGCAGCCAGGUGGAUUCUCCUAUCCUCCUCCACCAGAGAAGUCAGGUUAUGCCUCGCCUCAAGAGCAGAAUCCGGGUCAGCAACAAUACUAUGCGCCCCCUCCUGGUGCUGCACACUACCCUCCUCCUCCUGCUUCGAACCCUUCCGCGCAACAUUAUCCCCCUCCGCCUCAGCAGCAACAGCAGCAGUAUCCGCCCCCUCCAGACCACUUUCAACAACAGCAGCAGCAGCCGCCGUCGCAACAGCAACAACAUCAUUACCCACCGCCGCCUGGAGCUCAAGCCAUAGCUGGUGCAUCUCAAACCCCACAACCGCCCCAAUAUGCGCCCUCCCCAUCUCCACACCCCGGUGUUCCCCCACAACAAUCGCCGCUUCAAGAUAUCAAACGACAGCAACCCCAGCAACCCCAGCAACAACAACAGCAGCUUCCACAGUCACCCCAAUUCACAGGUAUUGGAAGCAAUACCGCAGAUGAUGUUGGCACCUUCAAUGGUGGGAGCUACAGGGUCAGUCAUAGAGACACAAAUACCAUCUUGACCAUUCAAUUGGCAAUUGGCUGCCCAUUGACUGCCAGACCUGGCGCUAUGAUUGCUAUGAGUCCAACAAUGACACUCAAAGGACAAGUCAAGUUCUCAUUGAAGAAGGCAUUCGUUGGUGGCGACAUGACUAAAUCCCAUUACACAGGCCCAGGGGAACUUCUCCUUGCGCCGGCAUCCGUUGGUGAUAUUACUAUAAUCAAACUUGGGGGUAACGAACAAUGGUCUGUGGGCAAAGACGCAUUCCUGGCCUGCACUCAGGGCAUUGUGACAGAAUACAAGAGCCAGGGGUUGAGUAAGGCCCUUUUCUCAGGAGAAGGAAUGUUUGUAUACAAGAUCAGUGGCCAGGGAAUCCUGUGGGUCACUAGUUUUGGUGCAAUCAUUCGCAAAGAUUUGCAAGAAAAUGAGAAAUACAUUAUUGACAAUGGCCACCUUGUGGCUUGGAACUGCAAAUACGUAAUGGAGCGCGUAGCUAGUGGAGGUAUAAUCUCAAAUAUGUCGGCUGGAGAAGGACUGGUGUGCAAGUUUACAGGCCCGGGAACUGUGUUCAUGCAAACCCGCAACCCGCAGGCGUUUGGUCAAUACCUGGCGGCGAACUCAACGCCUAUAGGCUAA